UGCAAUUUCAGAACCGCCAUUUCCUGUUCUCGCUAUAAAACGCCCUUCCCAAUAGUGGCAGUCUGUCGUCACGCCGAAGUGUGUCGCCAAUUAAAUCUCUGCAGAGCCGUUUUCCCAGUGUUCUACAAUAAACCGAAACAGAAUGACUACAAUACUGACACCGAAAGUAGAAUCAAUCAUGGUAUUGAAUUUGGCAAGGGAAAGGGCUUCAUAAAUAGAGGAGAUUUUAUCGUGGUCAUCAAUGGAUCCGGAUUUGGCUCUGGACUCACCAAUACAGUACGUGUUAUCACUGCCGCAUAA
Ostertagia ostertagi is the source of this 300-nucleotide messenger RNA. Lineage: Eukaryota; Metazoa; Nematoda; Chromadorea; Rhabditida; Trichostrongylidae. The record is from the annotation of a GenBank genome assembly.